GGGCCGUUGCGGCGCUCUGGGCGCGCGGGCUGUCUGCGCGGCGGCGCUCUGUGUGUCUUGUCGUCUACUUGUUACUCCUUAAUUCUUGACCUUUUCCGCCUGUUUUUAUUGGAUUUCGUGUUUGGCUCUUAUGUUUUACUGGCACGGAAUUUUGAAACGGCUGUUCAGGAAAAUAUUACUAUUAAUGGAGAGCCCUGGCAGGAAACUUCAGAUGAAGAUGAGCUUCAAAGUGGUUCUGAUAUCAAAAUCCUUGAAGAUCAAUUUGAUGAACUUAUAGUCGAGACUGCUAGCAAGCGUAAGCAAUGCCCCAGAAAAAUACUGGUACAUAUCAUCAAGACCAUGAAAGCAGAGCAAGAAAUAUUGAAGCUCUACAAGCCUGUUGUAAAGCCACAAGAGAUAAGACCAGAGCCAUCUCAAGCUGAUUGCAUGGCAGAUCUGAGACAAGUAACAGGAGUAACAUCAAAACAAAUUGGCGAAGCAAUGAAGUCUCUCCCAGCACUGAUAGAAAGAGCAGAGGGAUUUUCCCAAGCACUAGCUUUGCAACCAGUCUUGGAACUGUGCAAGCUCCGACAAGAAGUUUUUGCUGGUUGUAAAGCUAAAGAAGAAAAUAAAAUCCAAAGCCUCAUAACAGAAGUGGAGAUCACACCAACAGAGACUGCUGCCAAGAAAAAUUCUGUGCUGAAAAGGAGGAGACCCUCAGAUGCAAUACAGUUAGCACGCUAUCCAUUGCGACGAAAGAGAAGUAGUCUGAAUACAUGAAAGUUUUUAUAUACUUAUUUUCAAGCUUGAAAAUGUAUUCUUCUUUUGUCCACUGUAUGGUUUAACUGUUUGCUUUUCCAAGGGUAAAUUCCAAAGUUUUUUAUAAGAGGGAUGUAGCCUUUCAUUUUUCAUUAGCUUCUCAGUAACGUAGCCUUUCAUUUUUCAUGUCAUAUUUCCUAGUUGUAUGAAAACCUGAACAUAUCUAUAAUAAUAAUAUACAGUAAUAUCCAUUUUAGCAUACGCUCAUAUUCCCACCAGACAAUUUUUUGUUAUCUUCAGAAUUGGAAACUUUAUGGAUUAGCCAUUUAUUGCAGGACUAGACUCUGGCUCAGAUGUUUCACACUCAUGUACAUGCUUGACUUUAUGCAUCAUGAAUAGUCCUGUUGCAUUGACUGAGAUUACUUGUGCAUCUAGUUAAGCAUUUAUAGGAAAAGAUCGAAGAACGAGCCUUAGACCAUUAUAAAACAGCUUUCCAUAUAUGUAUCUAGACUGCUGUUUGCUUUACUUGUUGAGUAUGUAUGUUUAAAAUAUAUCAAAGCAUAAUCUUUACAUAGAAGAUAAAGUUUUGAUUUAUUAAAUUCAGAUGCGAUUGCAAAAAA
Alligator sinensis (Chinese alligator) is the source of this 1358-nucleotide messenger RNA. RefSeq names its product NSL1, MIS12 kinetochore complex component (gene NSL1). The record is from RefSeq and is a predicted model, not a curated record. The annotation marks the transcript as partial. Gene Ontology annotation, cellular component: MIS12/MIND type complex; kinetochore. Lineage: Eukaryota; Metazoa; Chordata; Crocodylia; Alligatoridae. Gene Ontology annotation, biological process: mitotic sister chromatid segregation. The transcript is spliced from 6 exons.